AUGCCCUUCCCAGUCCUCUCCAAAGAACCCAUCCCAGGCCUGUCCCUCUCAGCAGCGGGCCUCGUCGCCCUCGCGGACCUACAGACCAUCGCCAACCGUACCGCGCUGACGGGCACGUCGUCGUGGUUCGACGCACUGGUCCUCGCGCCGGGGUUGCAUUACCAGCAGGCGGCCGACAGCGUCGCGGGGACCAGCGGUGCUGUCACGGCCCAGACGUCCGCUGCGUUCGGCUACGGAGGUGCCGCCGCGGGAGGGGGAGGAAACGGCGGUGCCGGCAUCUUCGGCACGCAGGCACUUCCCGGCGGACGGAAGAAGGAUGUUAAGGUGACGAAUCCGGGCAUGUUGCUAUUUCUCUCUCGGCUUGGGGUCCAAGAGGAGCGGGCGCGGGAGAAGGAUCUCAAGAGGAGGAAGCUAGCCGGCGGCGGUGGGGUCGAGGCUUACGGGACCGGAGCAGUGGCAGGCGGAGGAGGCAGCGGAGAAAAGAUCAUCACACUCGACGUCGGCACCCUCUCCACCGGGCGGAGACGAAGCCGGAGCCGGAACCGACGCGGCCGGGCUUUUGAGCACGGUUCGGAGUGGGAGUUUGAGCGGGGGAGUCACUUGCUGUACCUCGCGAGCCCGGUUCUUACGUUUGCUGCGCUGACCAUCAUGAUUCUACUAGCAGACUGUCGGUAG
Messenger RNA from Colletotrichum scovillei, 675 nucleotides. RefSeq lists its product as uncharacterized. NCBI's taxonomy places the organism in Eukaryota, Fungi, Ascomycota, Sordariomycetes, Glomerellales, Glomerellaceae. The record is from RefSeq and is a predicted model, not a curated record. The transcript is spliced from 2 exons. Bases 1 to 675 code for a protein of 224 amino acids.